Molecule: messenger RNA, 1374 nt
Organism: Pipistrellus nathusii (Nathusius's pipistrelle)
Lineage: Eukaryota; Metazoa; Chordata; Mammalia; Chiroptera; Vespertilionidae
Source: the annotation of a GenBank genome assembly
AUGUCGGCGGGCGGACCGUGCCCGGCGGGAGCCGGCGGGGGGCCCGGGGGCGCCUCCCCCGGCGGGGUGUCCAUGUUCCGGUGGUUGGAGGUGCUGGAGAAGGAGUUCGACAAGGCGUUCGUGGACGUGGACCUGCUCCUGGGCGAGAUCGACCCGGACCAGGCGGACAUCACGUACGAGGGGCGGCAGAAGAUGACCAGCCUGAGCUCCUGCUUCGCGCAGCUCUGCCACAAAGUGCAGACCGUGUCCCAGAUCAACCACAAGCUGGAGGCACAGUUGGUGGAUCUGAAAUCUGAACUGACAGAGACACAAGCGGAGAAAGUCGUACUGGAGAAAGAAGUACAUGAUCAGCUUUUACAAUUGCACUCUGUUCAGCUCCAGCUUCAUGCUAAAACUGGUCAAAGUGUGGACUCUGGUACCAUUAAAGCAAAACUGUCUGUCCCCUCUGUGGAGGAGCUGGAGAGAGAGCUUGAAGCAAACAAAAAAGAAAAAAUGAAAGAAGCUCAACUUGAAGCUGAAGUAAAGCUGCUGAGAAAAGAGAAUGAAGCCCUUCGCAGACAUAUAGCUGUUCUCCAGGCGGAAGUUUACGGCGCCAGACUGGCUGCCAAGUACUUGGACAAGGAACUGGCAGGAAGGGUCCAACAAAUACAGUUAUUAGGGCGGGAUAUGAAGGGACCUGCUCAUGAUAAGCUUUGGAACCAACUGGAAGCUGAAAUACAUUUGCAUCGUCACAAAACUGUCAUCAGAGCCUGUAGAGGACGCAAUGAUCUAAAACGACCAAUGCAGGCACCACCGGGCCACGAUCAAGACUCUUUAAAGAAGAGCCAAGGUGUUGGUCCAAUUAGAAAAGUUCUCCUCCUCAAGGAAGAUUAUGAAGGCCUUGGCAUUUCAAUUACAGGUGGGAAAGAACAUGGUGUUCCAAUUCUCAUUUCUGAGAUUCAGCCAGGGCAACCUGCUGAUAGAUGUGGAGGACUACACGUUGGAGAUGCUAUUUUGGCUGUUAAUGGAGUUAACUUAAGGGAUACAAAGCAUAAAGAAGCUGUAACUAUUCUUUCCCAGCAAAGAGGAGAGAUUGAAUUUGAAGUAGUUUAUGUAGCUCCUGAAGUGGAUUCUGAUGAUGAAAACGUAGAGUAUGAAGAUGAGAGUGGACAUCGUUACCGUUUAUACUUAGAUGAGUUAGAAGGAGGUAGUAAUCCUGGUGCCACUUGCAAAGACACAGGCGGGGAAGUCAAAGUGUUACAAGGAUUUAAUAAGAAGGCAGUAACUGAUGGGCAUGAAAAUGGAGACCUGGGACCUUCGAGGGAAACUCCGAUAGAAGACAGUGCUUCUAAGUUAGAUGACCUGCACAGUCUGUAUCAGAGAAAGUCUUGUUAA